Molecule: messenger RNA, 4628 nt
Organism: Phyllopteryx taeniolatus (common seadragon)
Lineage: Eukaryota; Metazoa; Chordata; Actinopteri; Syngnathiformes; Syngnathidae
Gene: ssh2a
Product: slingshot protein phosphatase 2a
Exons: 15
Coding region: 252-3887 (1211 amino acids)
Biological process (GO): protein dephosphorylation; actin cytoskeleton organization; negative regulation of actin filament polymerization
Cellular component (GO): cytoplasm
Molecular function (GO): actin binding; protein tyrosine/serine/threonine phosphatase activity
Source: RefSeq, a predicted model, not a curated record
UCCCUCCUGUGACUGGAAUGAGGUGAACCCUGUCACUGGUCCCACUACUGUAUAAACCAGUCUUUGUGGCACAUCAAGUGUGGGGGGGAAAUAUGUUUGGGGAAACACAACGAUAACGUUUUAGCAACUAAGACUUUGGCAAUACUGACUAGAGUGGUUCGGAGCGUGUCUUUUUCGCCAUGGCGGAGCACACGCGUCGAGGAGCGCAGUAAAAGUUGUGUGUUCCGGAGAGCACCUGACAUCCGCCCGACAUGACCCUCGGCGCGGUGUCCGGCUCCGGCAGCUCGCCGGCGGUCAGCUUCUGCUCGUGUUGCGGGGCCAAAAUGGUGCCUUACUUCAGCGACGACGCGGUGGUGUCAAAUAAUCAAAUCAACCAACUUAUCAGCGAGAGCUUCCUCACGGUAAAAGGUGCCGCCCUUUUCCUCCCAAGAGGAAAUAGUCCCAUGCCAAACUUUGCACCUCAUAUCAGCCAACGCUGGAACAAGCACACAGGGGAUCUCCAGAAGCAUCUUCAGACUAUGUUCACUGUGCUGCGGCCAGAGGAUACAAUCCGACUGGCUGUACGUCUGGAGAGUUCCUACCCUCAGGUAACCCGCUACAUGGUGGUUGUCUCCACCAAUGGUAGACAAGACACAGAGGAAAGCAUCGUUCUUGGCAUGGACUUCUAUUCCUCUGACAGCUGCUGUACAGUGGGUCUGGUUCUACCUCUGUGGAGUGACACGCUGAUCCACUUGGAUGGAGAUGGAGGUUUUAGUGUGUCAACUGUGAACCGUGUUCAUGUUUUCAAGCCAGUCUCAGUCCAGGCAAUGUGGUCGGCUCUCCAGUCGCUUCACAAAGCGUGCGACGUUGCCCGCUGCCACAAUUACUACCCAGGCAGCCUGUUCCUGACAUGGGUCAGCUAUUAUCAGAGCAGGAUCUCCUCCAACCAGUUCUGCAUCAACGAGUGGAACGCCAUGCAGGAUGUUGAGUCACACCGUGCCAAUUCACCUGUUCUCUUCACAGAUUUACCCACUGAGAGAGAGCGCACAGAGAGACUGAUAAAGAUGCGCCUCAGAGAGAUCAUGAUGCAAAAAGACUUGGAGAAUGUCACCUGCAAGGAGAUCCGCACAGAGCUGGAGAUGCAGAUGGUGUGCAACCUGAGGGAGUUCAAGGAGUUCAUAGACAAUGAGAUGAUUGUCAUCCUUGGACAAAUGGACAGCCCCACGGAGAUCUUUGAACAUGUUUACCUGGGCUCUGAGUGGAACGCUUCCAACCUGGAGGAGCUGCAAAACAGCGGCGUCCGCUACAUCCUGAAUGUGACAAGAGAGAUAGACAACUUCUUCCCGGGAAUGUUUGAGUACCACAACAUCCGGGUGUAUGACGAGGAGGCCACCAACCUGCUGGAGUACUGGAACGAAACCUACAAGUUCAUCACCAAAGCCAAGAAAGCCGGUGCCAAGUGUCUGGUCCAUUGUAAGAUGGGCGUGAGCCGCUCGGCCUCGACAGUGAUCGCCUACGCUAUGAAGGAGCAUGGCUGGACGCUGGACGCCGCCUUUGAAUAUGUGAAGGAGAGACGAGCCGUCGCCAAACCUAAUCCUUCCUUCAUGAAACAGCUGGAGGAAUAUCAGGGAAUUCUGCUCGCCAGCAAACAGAGGCAUAAUAAACUAUGGCGCUCCCACUCAGAUAGUGACCUAUCUGAUCGUCCAGAACAAUUGUGUAAAACCUCCUCUCACCCCUUGGGGCGCUCAGACUCUCAGAGCAACAACAAUAAUUCCUCCCCCGCCUUGCAUCAUUUCCUGGGCGUGGCCGUGCUCCAGGCUCUAGUUUCUCAACCCGACGAUGCCAUGAAAUCGACCCCUGACCGACACGCACAACGCGACGACGCACGUGACUCACCGGUUGAGGAGUCGGUCCGAACGGAUUGCGACGGCACGGUCCCGCCUCCCUCGCCACAUCCAAACGCAGCCAAGCUCGCCCCAGAGGAAACGCUCGCCAACGCUGCGAACGCGGUCGUCACGGCACCUGCCAUCUUUCCCGAUCCUCCUCCCUCGCUCCACAUCCUCCCCCCAACUCCUCAUCUUCAGCGUGCCCACGAGAAUCACGUAACGCCGUUGGCCAGCCCAGGGAACCAACCACUGGAACUGUUUCUUCACUUCCCGGAGCAAAGCAGCUCCGAGGACCUUUCUCCCAUCACCGUGAUGUCCUCGGACACCUCACAACAGUCGCCGUCAGAUUCUCAGAGUGACAGACACAGCCCGCCCAGCCCGGUCAGCGACACCCCUCUCCCCACGCCGCUUGCCUCAACUGGACCCAGCGACGACAACAACAACCCCAGCGAACCUCAAGCGGACGGCCGCGGCGAAGCCGACGGCUCUUCCGACCACAGCUCGGACAGCAUCGACUUCUUCAGUGCCAGGGAGAAGUUUCUGGGCUUAGCCCAAGAGGACAGAGCACAGAAACUACCGGAGCAAAACAUGGAUGGUGACGACAACAGAGGAGCUGAAGAGGAGGAGGAGAGUGAACAAAGGACAAGUCAGUCCGAGGAUAGCGAUGACAAGCUCAGCCCCGACAGUCUGCAUCAGCCACACCACGACAACGGAAUAUCAGUCCGCCAUAUUGUCACUGAGAUCGAAGCCAUAUGCCACCCGACUACUUCCUUAACUUCUCCCGACCCCUCCUCUCCGUCGCCCGUCCCUCCGCCCUCACGCAGCCUUCCGCUCGUCCGGUCGGAUCCUGGGGAGGAGCCGGAGCCCGAAGUCGCGCUGCCCUCUUCGACUCCUCCCUCGCACCUGCAGUCCCCCUCGACGCUGCCGUGCGACCUGCCGGCGGGCGCUGUGCGGCGGGCCACCGAGCAGCUGGAGCAGAAGCUGAGGCGGGAAAUAUUGGAGAUGGCCGCCACGCAGCGCUCCCCGCUGCCGUCCCCCUGCAGCGAACACCCUCCUGUCCGAACGUCUGAACAGCCAAACCACUCUACCCAGGGCGAGACCACCGGUGAGGACGGAGGCACACUAACAGGACUGAACAGCUCAGGAACAGUUAACCUCCAAAACACUUCCAUCGGCCAGAUUGGUGCUCUACCACAUCCCCUAAGUCAUAUGAUGUUCGAUUCUCACACAGUAGACUCCUCUCGUCAUACCUCAGCCCAAACCCAAAGAGACAGUGGGCUCCAAAUGAGCCUGGAUGGGGUCACAAUCCAGGAGUCGGACCUCGAUGAGAACUCAGAGUCCUCAGGCCGGCGAGGAAGUUGCAGUCCCGACUGCGCCGCACAGAAGCGUCUGGCACGCGGCAGCCUGGAACUGGAAAAGAUUCAGCAGACGCUGAGAGAACUGCAGGCGUUCCUCCACGACACGGGGCAGCCUCAGGGUCCGAGGGACAUCAUGGAAGUGGAGCCUCCUACGGCCCUGGAUGCGGCCCAGCGGCUCAGACAAGACGGGAAGAGCUUCCUGGAGCCGGCCGGGUGGCACCGAGCUAUCGAGCUGGAGGCUCGCAUCCGCCAGGCGGGCCUCACCCCGCCUUCUCUCAUGAAGAGGUCGGCCUCCUUGGCUAAACUGGACUGCCUGGAAUUGUCAGCCAACGACCUCAGCGACCUCGACCUGAGGCAGCACGCCCGGACGACGGCGUACACCCACUACGCUUUCCCCACGUCUCCGUCUCACUCGGACGACACGUGGAAGAAGCAGAAAGUUCUCACGCCGAGCGACUGCCCCGAGCGUUUGUCCCGUGAAGACCUCCCUCCGUCCCUCUCCCCCGAGAGGAACGAGCGGGAGAAGCCGGAAGGCGGCGGGUGCGGCUCGCUGGGUGCGGCGUCACGGCAACAGGGGAGGGCUCACUCUUCCCGACGUUCCCGGAAAGCCGGCGAAAGGAAGCAGCGCGCUGCUGCCGCCACACUGCUGUACAACACCAUGUGACCUCACCCGUGCACCAUGUGUCCUCACUGCAACGCACACUAGGGGACUCGGCUCCGGGUGCGCCAAUGGAAUUUGUAGCAGGUGUGUUUGCAAUGUGAUGAUGCGAGUGUGUGUGUGAGUGUGCGCGUGCGCGCGCGUCUGCACGUCAAAUUGUGAGACAUACAGAGACAUGAUUCUAUGGAAAGCCAUUUUAGAAUCUGUUUGAUAAAUGCUUGAAAGGCUUUCUAUAGAAGUCAGAUUUACCUCUCAUGCACCCCAACUGAAAUACUCCUGUUAUAUAAUGAAAUACAUGUUUUCGUACUGUGUAUGAGAGCGUUUCGGUAGUGCGCUGUGUGAGAGGUCAUCCUGAAUUGUGUUGCUGACGACCCCUCACGUCAACUUCUGGAUGUGUUUGAACUGGAUUGACAAGCUGUCAUGCACACAAUGAACCACGCACUCCAUGUUUGUUUUUUUAAUGUCCAGUGACGUUGACUGCAAAGUGUAUAAAACUCCAACAACAAGAGGGCUUCUUCUCAAAACAUGCACUUUACUGUUUUGAUCGUUUUAUUUGAUUUCUUAACAAAAAUGUUUUGCACUGAAGUCAAUGGAGGCUUGACCAGCCUCUUGUAUUUUUGUUUUUCCACAAAUGGACAAUUGUCUUUAAUUCAUGUUUUAAUUAAAACGGGGCAAAGCGGAUAUUUUCAGAGCAAUUUUUUUUUUAAUUCAGAGCUUUAGCAGUUAAUAAAUACAGUGUGCUUGUUU